GGACGUUGUUUUUGUUUACAUCGUACUCACGCGGAAGUUGAAAAUUUUCAUAGCAAGCUAUUGGUACUGCUUUUGCUUUUCCAUUGACGCCGACUAUUAUUGCAGGGCCUUUUGCGUCUGCUAGCUAGGUUUUGCUUUUCUGUGGCCUGAAGAUGCUUCCGCUUUCGCUGCUCAAGACCGCUCAAGGACACCCUAUGUUGGUGGAACUGAAAAAUGGGGAGACCUACAAUGGGCAUUUGGUAAACUGUGAUACUUGGAUGAACAUACAUCUUCGUGAAGUCAUUUGUACUUCUAAGGAUGGAGAUAGGUUUUGGCGAAUGCCUGAGUGCUAUAUCCGGGGAAAUACAAUUAAGUAUCUUCGAGUUCCUGACGAGGUGAUAGAUAAAGUUCAGGAAGAGAGUAAGAGCCGUACAGAUAGGAAGCCACCUGGAGUAGGGCGUGGAAGAGGAAGAGGGAGAGAGGAUGGCACAAGUGGGCGGCCAGCCAAAGGCAUAGGACGUGGCUUUGAUGAUGGAGCUGCUAAAGGGAUGGGUGGGGGUCGAGGCAGGGGUGGUCCUGGUGGAAGAACUGGUGGAAGCAGAGGUAGCUCGCGUGGCAGCCGAUGAUCUGAAGCUGAGGCGUUGAAGGACCGAAGGAGGUUGACUGGUUUUGUGGGCAUUCUGCUCCGUUGUCCAUUUUAUAUUGUCACGAAGUUGCUUUCUAAUGUUCUGAAUUAUGCCGACCAUUCUUUAUCUAAGACAGUGAACGUUAAGACAGCAUGAAUGGUCGGAAGAGUGGAAAAACCUAAAAGAUUGUUGAGAGUGAAAGAUAUAGGUAGUAGUAUUGUAAGAGGAAACUUCCUUUUGGUAUUGAUUUAUUUCUACCUUUUGUGCUA
This is a messenger RNA of Rhododendron vialii, 874 nucleotides long. RefSeq names its product probable U6 snRNA-associated Sm-like protein LSm4. The record is from RefSeq and is a predicted model, not a curated record. The coding region runs from base 153 to 605 and encodes 150 amino acids. Gene Ontology annotation, molecular function: U6 snRNA binding. The transcript is spliced from 7 exons. Gene Ontology annotation, cellular component: P-body; U6 snRNP; spliceosomal tri-snRNP complex. NCBI's taxonomy places the organism in Eukaryota, Viridiplantae, Streptophyta, Magnoliopsida, Ericales, Ericaceae. Gene Ontology annotation, biological process: mRNA splicing, via spliceosome; spliceosomal snRNP assembly; P-body assembly.